Peromyscus eremicus (cactus mouse) is the source of this 4578-nucleotide messenger RNA. RefSeq names its product zinc finger protein ZFP2-like. Gene Ontology annotation, biological process: negative regulation of transcription by RNA polymerase II. Bases 79 to 1758 code for a protein of 559 amino acids. The record is from RefSeq and is a predicted model, not a curated record. The transcript has 4 exons. Gene Ontology annotation, molecular function: DNA-binding transcription repressor activity, RNA polymerase II-specific. NCBI's taxonomy places the organism in Eukaryota, Metazoa, Chordata, Mammalia, Rodentia, Cricetidae.
GUGAGUCCAUCAUGGCAGUGGUGGCAGGUUGGAGUGGCUCCAUCAGUGGAGGUGUGAAGAGGAGCAGCUGUUCACACCAUGGCAGACCUGGAACCUGAGAGAGAAGUGGGAAGGAACCAGGGGCAGGGGUUGGUGUCAUUUGAGGAUGUCUCUGUGGACUUCACCUGGGAGGAGUGGCAGGACCUGGAUGAUGCUCAGAGGAAGCUCUACAGGGAUGUGAUGCUGGAGACCUACAGGAGCCUGGAGUCCUUGAAUCAGUGUGAUACCAAACCUGAGUUGAUCCUGAAGUUGGAGCAGGGAGCUGGGCCAUGGAAGGAAGAAGAUGCCCUAAACCGAAGGCUCCCAGCUGUGGAGAAUGUGAAGAGACUGAACGAGACCAGUUGGGACAAUCAAAAGAGACAUUUGAACCACCUGGUAAUCACUGGCAACUCUUCAGCUGAGAAGAGGGUCAAAUUUGGGAAAAGAUUUAAUAUGAGUUCCAACCAUGUUUUACACCUGGCUAUUAAGAAUAGGAACUCUUCUGAAAUGAGAUCUGAGGUGCUUGAUAUAUGGGAAAAUGUGUAUCUCCCUGAUGAACCCAGUGUAAUGCAGCCUAUAGAGGAACUUGAUCACCUUACUACAACCAAGAUGUCAUACAGACCUCCUGAGCCUCUUAGUGUGGAUCACGGUGUUGAAAGUGAGCAACAGCACUUUCUGUAUAGUCAACACGAUGAAGCCUUCAAUGGGAACACUGUGUGGACACGUAAGGUAUUUCCUUUGGGAGAUAAUCCAAGUAAGUUAAAGGAAUACAGGAAAGCCUUUGGUAAGUUAGGUCCUAGUGCCCAAGAGGGGACUCACAUAAGGGAAGACACUUUUGAUUGUAACUUUUGUAAGAAAUCAUUCUCUGACAAGUGUAACCAUACUCAGCAUUUUAAAACAUGCAUAAAAAACAAAUAUGAUAAAUGUACUGAUUGUGAACCCACAUUCAAUACAAAACCAGGCCUUAUAAACCUUCGGAGCACUCUGAAUGCAUGGGAAAAGCCCUGUGGGUGUAGUGACAAUGAGAAAUGUGUGUGUCAGAUGCCAAAACAGAGGAUUAAUCAGGGUGUCUUCUCAAGUAAGGAGAGUAAUUGUGUGAAAAAAUUAUGCCCAAAGUUAAAUUUCAGUGUGCACCAGAGACCUCACACAGGUAAAAAACCCCAUGAGUGCAAUACAUCUGCAAAAAUCAACAACCAACCUCGUAGACAUCACAGAUGUGGGAGAACCUAUCAAUGUAAAGUAUGUGGGAAAGCCUUUAAGCACACACAAAAUCUCUACUUACACUACAGAACUCACACUGGUGAGAAGCCAUAUGAGUGUAAAGAAUGUAAGAAACUAUUCAGUGUAAAGUCAAAUCUCAGUGUACAUCAGAAAACUCAUACAGGCGAAAAACCCUAUGAGUGUAACAUAUGUGGAAAUGCCUUUAAAAGGAGGUGUGACCUAACUAUACAUCAGAGAGUUCACACAGGUGAGAAGCCCUAUGAAUGUAAAGAGUGCAGAAAAACUUUCAGUAUCAAGUCAGGGCUCAUUGUGCAUCAGAGAAUUCACACAGGUGAGAAACCAUAUGAGUGUAAUGUAUGCGGAAAACGUUUUAACCAGAAGUCAAAUCUCUCUACACACGAGAAGAUUCACACAGGUGAGAAACCCUUUGAAUGUAAAGAAUGUAGGAAAUCAUUUAGUGUCAAGUCAUAUCUCACUAUACAUCAAAAAACUCACUUGGGUGAGAAACCUCAUGCAUGAAAUCUGGGCAAGCCUUCUAUCAGAAGACAAACCUCUACAGACAUCAUAGAGCUUGCACAGGUGAGAAACCCUAGGUUCAUAAAGAAUGUAGGAAAAGUCAUUUGUCAUCUCUCCCUGAACCUCAGAGAGUUCAGAGGUGAAGAUCCCUGUGGAUGUAAAGGCUGCAGCAAUCAUCAGUCUUAAGUCACAUCUCAUAAUUAGUGAACCCAAAACACUGGUAGGUACCAGUGUGGGAUAUGUCCAAAGACUUCUGCUAGAUGCCAGACUUGAGUUGUUGGAGAAAUCUUACAGGUGAGAAACCCUCUGAAGGUAAGGUCUGGAAAUAAUCAGUCCUCAGCAAGACUGGAGAAUUCAUACUGAUGAGAAGCCCUGUGAGUGUAGUUAUGUGGAAAGCCUGUUAGUCAGAAGUCCCAUCUCUGUGAAUUUGAGUUCACAAAGCAGAGAAGGCCUGUGAAUAUGAGGAAUGUAGGAAAGCACUUCAGACGUUUGUAACCUCUUCAUGUGUCUCACAGAAUUGAGAGUUGAGAGAUACUUAUCAGUGCAAUCUAUAAAACAGUCACCUAUCACCUGCCACAUGUCAAAGCUGUCUACACAUUAGAGAAAUCUCACAGUUGAGAGAUACUCACCAGUGCAAUCUAUAGAAAGGUCACCUACUACAUGUCAGAGCCGUCUACACAUUACAGAAGUCUCACAGUUGAGAGGCCUUCUGAAUGUAAGGACUAGGAAACAUUUCCAACAAAUGUACAUCAGAGUACUCAGAAAUGCAAAGGGGAGGCGCUCUCAGCAGCAGAUACAACUCACUGCAUGUCAGACAUACACAGCCAAGUAACUGUUUGGAUGCAGUGUGUAGAGAAACCUGUUCCUAGAUGUCAGAUCUCAGCAGUCAUUAGGUGAGGAGCCCUCUGAAUGUGAGGAAUCCUUCACUGCAUACCAAAGAAGACACAUAGGAUAAGCCAUAUCAAUUCAAUAUGUGCAAAAUCUUGGUUCUGUAAGAUGGACAUCUGCCUUCCCUGGAGAACCAUAUGGGCACAAAACCCUGUGAAUAUAGAAACGGAAAAAAACCUGUGAAUUUAAAGAAUGUAGAAAAUAUCUCAUUCUUGGGGUGUGUGUAAGAGCUCACACAGCUAAACAUGCUCCCACCUAGGUAAGUAUAACAGACAUUUGUGUGCAUCAGAAAACCCCUCACUGCUGAGAAACCACAAGAGUGGUAUAUGUGGACAAGACUUUUACCAAAUGGAAACCCUCUGGCUAGCUCAUGGGCUGGAAGUACAUGAAUGCAAUGGAUGUGGACGCGCUUUUAUAGGAAGUUGACCUCCACAUUGGAGAAUCCAUUAGAGAUGAAAUGCUGUUAACGUGGAAAAGCCUAUCUAGAAUGGUAAUGGAUAUAGAAAAUGUCAUUGUGAGAAGUCCUGUAAGCAGAGGUCUCAUGUGCUAAGAUUUACCGUUUUGUUCUAAGACUGGCAGCCUGUAUGUGUAGUGUUAUGGAGAGAACAUGGCCAGAGCUCUAUAGGAAUUUUAACAUUUGUGAUGACUUUUCUUUCUUGCCUCAACCCCCAAUUCCUGCAGUACAUUAUCCCGGGAUUUGUACUUAUGGUCUGAAAGCAAAUAAGAUUAUCUGUGGAGAGAAGUGGGUGUAGAGAAGGACACUGAUUUACAGACAUGCUUCAUUGGAGAGAGCAGAGGUUUUAUAUGUGUUUAUAAAUCUCUUGUUUGUAUGAGUGAUAUAACCUUUUUGCAACAUAAUGCAAAAUCAUUGUAACCCAUUUUAAAAGUAUUUCAGAUAGGGGACCUUUCAUGCUAGAAAAUUCACCCAGGAGAGGGCCCUUCUUGUCACUUUUGUAUUUUCAAGCCAUUUAAAUGGAGAAAAAGAAACAUGAAAUUUCAGUAAAUUCUAAAUGCCUUACCUGGCACCAAGACUUUGUCUCAAGAAAAGAUUGUUGAAUAUGCCAGAUGAUAAAUAUUUAUGAUGGUGCCUGAUGCAGUGGUUUGGUCCACAUUUGAGGACAUCUGUGUUUGUCACAACCACAGUUUGAGAGAUGCAGCUGACACUAGUGGAUACCAGGAAUGCCGCUGAACUGAAGGACUGUUGUCCUUUCCUGAGGAGGUACGGACAGAUAUGUACUCGGCCCAGAUAGGGCACUGACAACAGACCAAAUACACAGUUCUGUCAAACUGCAGUCCCACCAGUUGAGUGUGUGUGAGUAUGGGUGAGAGGUUGCCUAACAAGCACAGGAGUGAUUCCGCAGCUGCAUCACUGAAAAGACCCCAGCCUGGGGAGGACUCUUGAAAACUGAAACAAAGUGGGUCACAUAGGGUUAGGCAAUCUCCCCCCACCCCCAGAAACCCUUCCCGCUUUUAUAAACAUGGGAAUGGGCCUCGUGAAUCUUAUACAUUUUCGGGGUAUAUUUCCUAGUCUUAAUGAGCCUUCCUCCAGGAUGGGAAUGUUUUAAUUCAGAGGGUACUGAUACACAUCAGGCACAACAUACCCUGAUGUAUGUAAGGUUUGUGCAUAUGAUUUUAUCACAUCAACAGAUGUUCUCUGUAUUCGGGGACAUGCAGGAAAUACACUUAUUGUAAUGGUUAGUGUGAUUUCAUUAAGGUUUUCUACAUUAAAUACUAUCCUAGCCUGUUUACAUCUUGUGAGUCUCUAGUUUGUAUUUUCUUAAUCUUUUAACAUAUAAAUGUAUAUGGUGAUUGUCACCAACUGUCUGCUAAGUAUUGAUGUUUGUGUUUUUCUAAGAUGGUGAUGUCUUAAAGUGAGCCAGUGUUUCUAAGAGAAUAAGUAUCAGGGUAGAAAAACAUGAAUAAAGAUAUUUUUCA